AUGGCGAUAGAUUCUGAAAAUGAUUUCUCAAAUAUUUUGCUUGAUGAUAGUGUUUCAAAUAAUUCUUCAUUGGAUCGUAAUCCAUUAUAUGAAAUGAAUAACAGACAUAAUAAAUCAACAAUUACACAUCCAAAACCUACUUUAUAUUGUGUUGUUUGUGGUGAUCAUGCAUUUGGAUACAAUUUUGAUGCCAUUUCUUGUGAAUCAUGUAAAGCAUUUUUUCGUCGAAAUGCAUUACGACCACCGAAUGAUCUCAAAUGUCGUGGUAAUGGUCAUUGUGAAGUGACCGUUGAAAAAAGAAAACGAUGCAAAAAAUGUCGAUUAGAUAAAUGUUUUAGGAUGGGAAUGCGCAAAGAAUGGAUUCUUUCCGAACAAGAUAAACAAAGAAAAAGAAAUAAAAUUGAACAAAAUCGUCGUCAAAGACAAACAAAUGUAGGCAUUCUAGGACGCCGUCGACGUUAUAUAAAACAUUUGAAAUUUUUUGAAGAGAGUUCAUCUAUAGAUGAAGUUCAUCCAUCAAUAACUAAUAAUAUUCCACAAAUGAACGAAUCAGAUUGGUCAAGAAUUCAUCAAGUUCAAUAUGCAUAUAGUCAAGCAACAUCAUUGAAUAGGGUAAUUGGUGUUCCAUUGUAUCCAGCAACUCAACCAAUACAUUCUACACUUGAACUUAUUCGCAUUCCAACUUAUUUAGCAUCCAUACGUCUUAUAACUUUUAUGAAAAAAAUUCCUGAAUUCGAUUUAUUUAACCCAGAAGAUCGUGUUACACUUGUUAAACAUAAUUUAUUAGCAGUUGUUUUUAUGCAUGUUGUUCUAUUAUAUAAUCCGCUAGCAGAUAGUUAUCAUGAACAUGAUACAGAAGAUCCAAUAUUUCAAGGCAAAGAUUGGAUUGAAAUACUUGGUGAAGAAUUUUAUCAUGAAGUAACUGACGUCGCAACAAAAUUAAUUGAGAUAUUUCAAUAUGAUCGUGUUAUUGUCAAAAUAUUUUUAUUACUUAUUCUAUUUACAAAAGGUUUUUGUGGGUAUGAUAUAGCUCAUGAACCAUCAUUGAAAAAUUAUUUUAUUGUAUUUAACACACAAAAUCUUUAUCUAGAAUCACUUUAUAAAUAUUGUUUACAUCAUUACGGUAUAAGGAAAACCAUUACUUUAUUUUCACGUUCUCUUAAUCAAAUACUUGCUAUACAACGUUUAGCUGUUCAUUUAAAAGAUUUUGUACAUAAUCAUAUUAAUGCAUCCCAAUUAUCGCCAUUAAUGCAAAGUGUUCUACAAUUACCAAACUCAAAUCCAUCCGUAUAA
This is a messenger RNA of Rotaria sp. Silwood1, 1293 nucleotides long. Lineage: Eukaryota; Metazoa; Rotifera; Eurotatoria; Philodinida; Philodinidae. The record is from the annotation of a GenBank genome assembly.